Molecule: messenger RNA, 2754 nt
Organism: Prinia subflava (tawny-flanked prinia)
Lineage: Eukaryota; Metazoa; Chordata; Aves; Passeriformes; Cisticolidae
Product: dual specificity protein phosphatase 4-like
Exons: 4
Coding region: 274-1515 (413 amino acids)
Biological process (GO): negative regulation of MAPK cascade; endoderm formation; protein dephosphorylation
Cellular component (GO): cytoplasm; nucleus
Molecular function (GO): MAP kinase tyrosine/serine/threonine phosphatase activity; MAP kinase tyrosine phosphatase activity; protein tyrosine/threonine phosphatase activity
Source: RefSeq, a predicted model, not a curated record
GCCUGUAUAUGUGUGUGUGUCUGCCUGAGUGUGUGUCUGUGUAUAAACAGGCGCGUGCCCCGCAGCAUGUGCACGCGCGUGUGCCUCGCAGACGCGGGGGUGACACCGCGCUGCCCCGCGGUGACUUAGGCGCGGCCCGCCGCUCUCCCCCAUUCACAACCCGCGGCCGGCCGGCGGCGCGGACGGAUUUUCUUUAUUUGUGAAUGGAGGCAGUGACGUCGCCGCACCCGCGUACCGCCUCCCCUCCAUUCAUGUGGCCCCCGCGCGCCGUGAAUGGGCGGGGCGGGGGCGCGUGCUGGCCGCCGCCGGGUAGUAAAGGCUGCGCGCAGUGCACGCGGGGCUGCACGAGCGACGCGGGCGGCGGGCGCUUUCCCCGCCAUGGUGGCUACCGAGGGGCUGCGCGAGAUGGAGGGCAGCGCGCUGCGGCGGCUCGUGGGCCACGACGAGGCCGGGGCCGGCGGCGCCGCGCGGUGCCUGGUGCUGGACUGCCGCCCCUUCCUGGCACACAGUGCCGGGCACAUCCGCGGGGCGCUCAACGUGCGCUGCAACACGAUCGUGCGGCGGCGGGCCAAGGGCGCCGUGAGCCUGGAGCAGAUCCUCCCGGCCGAGGGCGAGGUGCGGGCGCGGCUGCGGGCCGGGCUCUACGCCGCCGUCGUGGUGUACGACGAGCGCAGCUCGCGCGCGGAGGCCCUGCGCGAGGACAGCACCGUGGCGCUCGUGGUGCGCGCGCUCCGCCACGACACGGCGCGCGCCGACAUCCGCCUCCUGGCAGGGGGCUAUGAGCGCUUCUCCUCAGAGUACCCUGAAUUCUGUGCAAAAACCAAGUCCCUGAGCAAUGUGUCACCCCCCAGCAGUGCUGAGCCCCUGGAUUUGAGCUGCAGUUCCUGUGCGACUCCCUUUCAUGACCAGGGUGGGCCUGUGGAAAUCCUUCCCUUCCUCUACCUUGGCAGCGCCUACCACGCAGCCCGGCAGGACAUGCUUGAUGCAAUGGGCAUCACAGCUCUGCUGAAUGUCUCCUCAGACUGCCCCAACCACUUUGAGGGGCACUAUCAGUACAAGUGUAUCCCUGUGGAGGAUAACCACAAAGCUGACAUCAGCUCCUGGUUCAUGGAGGCAAUUGAGUAUAUUGACUCAGUGAAGGAGUGCUGUGGCCGGGUCCUGGUGCACUGCCAGGCUGGCAUCUCCCGCUCGGCUACCAUCUGCUUGGCGUACCUGAUGAUGAAGCAGCGUGUCAAGCUAGAGGAGGCCUUUGAGUUUGUCAAGCAGCGCCGGAGCAUCAUCUCCCCCAACUUCAGCUUCAUGGGGCAGCUGCUGCAGUUUGAGUCGCAGGUGUUGGCCACUUCAUAUGCAGUGGAGGCCGUCAGCCCCUCGGGGACACUGCGGGAGCGGGGCAAGGCCACCUCCACCCCCACCUCGCAGUUUGUCUUCAGCUUCCCAGUGUCUGUCGGUGUCCAUGCCACCCCCAGCAGCCUCCCCUACCUGCACAGCCCCAUCACCACGUCGCCCAGCUGUUAGCUCAGUGCCAAGGCCAGCCAGGCAGGUAGUGCCAGGUGUGCAGGGGGCGUGGAGCCCUGUGAUGUUAAGCAAUAGUGACAGACACUGCCAUUCACCCUGGACUCGACAUCUUUUUUGUAGAGAAAUUUCUUAUCUCAUCUUGGUUUGUUUGCUUUUUAUUGUUAUGUUUUGAAAGCACGAAGUUGUAAAAGCCACAAACCUUGACAUUGUCCAGGCUCUUUGGGGGAGGAAAAAAUUAGUAUACUGGGUUUCCUCAAGUGCCUGGUCUUCAUGUGUUUCCAUCCCUAUUUUACUGUCUUGUUUUUUUACACUUCCGCUUCUCACCAUGUUCCUGCCCCCAGCUCAUCUAGGCUAACAAGGGAGCAUACCCUGAUUUCGUUGUGCAGUAGCCUUCCCCCUUGCAGAGAGACCUGUGUGUGUGUGGUGGAUGCUGCUUACCUGAGCCAGGUACACUUCAGACAAGCAGAGCUGCAGAGCUUCAGGCGGGGCCUUGGGGCAGGCAGGAGUGGUGGCACGGGGCUGCCUGCACUCAACCUCAGCCCUGCCAGUGGCUGGGGAGAUGAGGCAGGAGCUGGCAGGCACCUGCCAAGUCACCUGCUGAGCCUAUUCCAGUGGGGGACAGCAAUCUCUGCGGUUGGGAAGUGGUUUGAAGGGAGAGAUGUAGUCUGAAAUGCCUCUUUUCUUGCCUCUGGAUUACUGGUUUCUAUAAAACUUAGGUCCAAUCUCCUGUGGCUUUAAGAUGAGAAAGAAGGGGUGGGGAAGCAGUCUGGGGUGCUUUUGAUUACUCUGUUCAGUUUCCUCUUCACUAGUCCCACUGCUGCUCUUCUUCCAAAAGAAGCAGGAUGGGACAUGGGUGGGCUAUAAUGGAAGAGAGAAGCUGUAGAGUAGAGGACAGGCUGGCCCAGAGGUGUCAUUCAUCCAGCAUUUUCAAGCUUCUCCCACCUCAUGACCAGCCCUUUUCCUGUGCUCAGUCUUGUUCACCUGUGCAACAUUUCUGCAGCUUUUGGUCCAAGCCUUGAAAAUGCCUCAUCUUCAACCCACCUGGAGCCUUAUUUCCCACCCUACCUCUGUCCUUCCCUCCAGUCCAGUCCAACACACAAGAUGCCUAUGUGGCUGAUGUACAUAUGUAUGGUUUUGGUUUUGUUUGUUUUUGUUUUUUCUAGAAAUUAACUUUUUAUUUAUUGCCUGAGGGAGGGAGAAAACAUUGUUUGGAGAAAAUAAAAAUAAAACCGUUUUCAA